UUUUCCUGCCGGGCUGCUGCUUUGCGCUGCGGGGCCACACUGCGACCGCACGAGGAGGACGGAACCGGAACCGGAGCCGUGGACGGGUUCUGCCCACACAGCUGGAACAAAACCCGCGGAGGGGGUUCGCGCGCGCGGCCAGAAACGCACCUGAGGAAGCAGCAGCAGCGUCAGCGCGCGGUCUGAAAGCGAGGAAGAGGAGCAGGCUGACGGGGGCUCGGAGCGCGAGACGACGAAGGACGCGGUGCUGGACCCCCUCCCCCACCAGGAGCCACUCUCCGUUCUAGCGGCCGGUUCGGCGCGGGGACACCAUGAAGGACCGUACGGCGGAACUGCGAAGCGCUAAGGACAGCGAUGAUGACGAGGAGGUGGUCCAGGUCGACCGCGACCACUUCAUGGACGAGUUCUUCGAACAGGUGGAGGAGAUCCGCGGCUGCAUAGAGAAGCUGUCGGAGGACGUGGAGCAGGUGAAGAAGCAGCACAGCGCCAUCUUGGCCGCACCCAACCCUGAUGAAAAAACCAAACAGGAGUUGGAGGACCUCACAGCUGACAUCAAAAAAACAGCCAAUAAAGUUCGUUCAAAAUUAAAAGCAAUCGAGCAGAGCAUCGAGCAAGAGGAGGGCCUCAACAGAUCUUCAGCGGACCUCAGGAUCCGCAAAACGCAGCACUCGACGCUUUCACGCAAGUUUGUGGAGGUGAUGACUGAGUACAACACCACGCAGUCCAAGUACCGCGACCGCUGCAAGGACCGCAUUCAGAGACAGCUGGAGAUCACUGGAAGAACCACCACCAACGAGGAGCUGGAAGACAUGUUGGAGAGUGGCAAACUGGCCAUCUUCACCGAUGAUAUCAAAAUGGACUCUCAGAUGACCAAGCAGGCGUUGAACGAGAUUGAAACCAGACACACUGAGAUCAUCAAGCUGGAAAACAGCAUCCGUGAGCUCCACGACAUGUUCGUGGACAUGGCCAUGCUGGUGGAGAGCCAGGGAGAAAUGAUCGACAGAAUCGAGUACAACGUGGAGCACUCUGUCGACUACGUGGAGCGAGCCGUCUCCGACACCAAGAAGGCCGUCAAAUACCAGAGCCAGGCCCGCAAGAAGAAGAUCAUGAUCAUCAUCUGCUGUGUCAUCCUCGGCGUCAUCCUGGCAUCGACCAUCGGAAGCACAUUGGGCUUCUAAGACCCUCCCACCUGCUGCUACUGACAACCAGCGCCGAAACAACAGCCAGCAGAGAAAAAAAACAGACGACGACCCAAAAACUUGAAACACAAAUGCAAGACAGCUAACCAAUCAGCUUAGAGGACAUAUGAGUCCAAACACAAUAAGAGGAAACACAGAGGGUUUGGGUGGGGUACAAAAAACAAAGAAAAAAACAGAAUAACGCCAUUAAUGCUGACUUCACCACGCAGCCAUCUUAAGAGGUUCAAUACUAAAUGGAUGAACAUAUACAGCAACACGUGGGCUAGCUACCUGUGCAAACUGGUAACCUAUAAUAUGACAUGUACUUCUGUUUGUUUGUUUGUUUGUUCGUUCGGCUUUGCUGUUUGGAACAUUUCCUGGUGUAUUCUGGGAGUCCCAGAGGACCAUGACAGCUGCCGGGUCGGAGUUCUGUGGUCAAAAUGUGCUAACGCUGGAGACAUGGGCGCCUCCAAACCAUCCAGAAACCAUUCCAGAGAACUCCACAGCGCUCCAGAGUCGGAUCUGGAGCGCUGUGGAGCCACCGCCACCCGUCCUGCAGGACCAGCACCCCCAGGCCGACACACCGCCCCCGUUUGAGGGGCAAAGGCUGGCCUGGCUGUGAUUGGUUCCUCACUGCUGUCAAUCACACAGCCAGUGACUCAACAAAAACCCCGCCCACCGAACGUGUUAUGCAUGCCAACCUUUUACACUAGCGUCCCAUUGAUGUGGGGAGUCUCUCUGCCGCUAACAGCCUCCCCAUAAUGCACCUGUCCAACCAAAGAGCUGGGGGAGCCGGGAAGAGGGCGACGUUUGGCUGGAAGGGCUAACAGAUGGUUGGGGGGGGGGGGGUUGUACAUCGAAUCUAUGCAGCUUAGAUCGGAGGAAGACCAGUAUUCCCACCUCCCUAAGUCAAGAGAACCGGUGAAAAUUAGGAUCACAACCACACAACGUUCAGUCGUGGCGCCAUGUCCACUCAGACGCUGCUGUCCUUCCUGGACCCGUCAGACAAAAGUCCAAAAGAACCAGAACCGCGUCCAACAGCACAGUCACCAUAACUUUGUUACUUUAUUGUUUUGGAUGGUUGCUCUGUUGUUGCCGUGGCGCUGUUGUCAUGGUGCGUGCGUGGCUUGUCCCGUGGCGUCCGCCUGACAGCGUCUGUGUUUCCCGGCGGCGUGUCACAGAGCUGCACGUUGGGUUCUGUUAGCAGCUUUGCUGAGCAGCGGCUCUCGCUGACGGCGGACUGUGGGAGGUGGACGGCGGUGCACUCUCAUUCAUCUCUUCGUUUGGACACUCCGAACUCCUCGGUCACACGUGAACGUCCCCGUGUUGCUGCUGGUGUUAGGGUUAGCGCGCUCUGCAUGCCGUAGCGUUAGCUUCAGUAUCGUGAAAUUUGUGUCGAGUUUUCACGCGUUUUCUGUCUCUUUACUGUAAAGAAACUUCUUUCGUUUGUUCACAGCAGUGCUGGAAAAACCAGACCAUUUAAACAAUUGAGAAUACAGAUUGAAACAUGUAAGAAGAUAAUCUGGACACUAGCAGGUACCAUUCAUGCUAAGUUAAAGAAGCACAUGAGCUCAGCCAGGCUAACUGGGACAAAAACCAAGUUUAAAUGUUGUGAAAUGCAUGUCUGACUUGUCGUUGAAGAUGAAGUGAAGUUCAGACUAAUGUCUCCACUCAAACCUGGUGGAUCAAGCGCUCAAUGAAACAUCAGAGCAGUCCAUGGAAAAGUUGCAAAACUGAAAGAAGGUGAACCAGAAAGUAGCUUUUGGAAAACCCAAAGUCUUUUUGGAAAAGGCGUUCCUCCACACCAUCAACGACAUGAACCGCUUCGUGUCGGUGAUCCAGUCUUACCUCCAGGACUACAAACCACAGUUUGCAACUUGUCCAAGACUUUCCUUGAAGCUUGACUGAUUGCAGAGGUUGUGCAGCACUCAGGCUGUGUGAUACGGAGGUCCAGACGUCUGUUGAGGCCUCUGCUGGACAAGAGACCAGCUUGAACUCACUCGUCACUACGGUUUUGUUGAUGAAUCUGUAACGGUAGUCCUGGUUUAGUGUAGCGUCGGUAUUUUCUCUGCAGUCGUAGUGAAUAGCGCCAUUAGCUUUGAUGUCUAGUUGCUGUUUAGAUGAAAGUGUUUUAGCUUCAAGUUUAGGAGGAGAGGAGUUCUUUCCAUUCAUGUCCUGUAAAGCCAAAAAUACUCCGUGUUCACCAAAGCUCAGCCCCGCCCACGUCCCUCCCCGGCGCGUCCCAAGCGUGUCAGAGACCAGCUGCCGUUAGAAGGUCAUUGUCUGCGCCAGGAGUCUGCGUUCCUCUUUCACUGACAUUUCAUUGGUCCUGACGUUUCCAGAAGUUCAGGAACUCGCGGUCGACAGUCGACCACACAGGUGGCUGUGGGCGGGGACUGCAGUGCAGGUCAGUUUUUUGACUGUGCCCCCGCCCGAUCAAAAGACGAUCCAUUAUUGCAGAGAGGCAUUCCGCUCUGUGAAUUAGCAAAGUGAGUCUGUACGAGUGUUCGCCCCCCGCCCCCCCAGUCCGCUUGCUGUGUGUUGUUUGCAAAAGAAGACAAUGAGGGUCGGGGUGCCCUCUUCUCUCCAGCCGACCCCUCCCAUCCCGUUGUGUUUUUAUAAUUAUAAAGAGAAUAAGAAAUAAGGCAUGCAAAAGUUGUGGAGUUUGCAUGUUGGUGUUUUUUGUACCCCCCCUGCCCCCCAUAUCUUGCACUUUACUGCCCAUCGGACCUGUCGGAUUCUCUCAGCUCCUUGACUGACUUUCUCUGUUCUUUGCAAAUGUUUGGACCCGUGUCUGUUUGUGGAGCCGAGACGGUUUGAUUUCUGCCCCCAUCUAUCAGCGUCAUCUUCUUGAGUUUCCUCGACCUCCAGCUCCUCACAGGGCGAGACGCCGUCAUGCUUCCGUCGCAGGUUUGAUUCCGAACGAUCCUCCCGUCGUGCGUGCUGAUCAGUGCAGGUUUGUCUGCUGGACGUCCGGCUGUUCCAUCAACACAGUGUUGAACUGAGGGGAUGGACGGCCGCCGAACCACAGUCGGAUGGUCGCCGAACUGUAGAUUGAAGGUCGACCGACCAAUGCCGGACCGCAGUCGACGGACUGGCGCCGAACCGCCGCCUUGGCUGUCACUCUUCUAUGAUUUCAACCUAAACCAAAGCUCCCCCCCCCCCAUUCUCAAAACGUCUGCGCUGAUAUCAAAGAGCACAACGUGAGUCGAGUUUACACAGAAGUUUUCGUCACCGUAACGUAUCUUACAAAUGCAGCCGUGUUAAAGUAAACUUCCAACCCGCCGCCAGCCGUCACUGCUAGCUGGUCUGUCCACGUCUGUCCCGCGCAACAGUGCCCCCCCACCGGUCAUUCUCCUGUAGAUGUUCGUGAUCGAUCAGUGGAAACUAUGAUAAUCAUUUGUGAGCGUCUGUUCUGUUCCAGCUUGUUGGGAGACCAUGGAGCUGCUUUCCCUUCUGCUCUGCUGCUGGUUUGACGGACCGCCGGGUUCUCUCUGACCUGCGGUUCUUCAAAUGGACGGCAGCAGUGUGAUGCUUGGGUGUAGCGGUUAGCCGCAGCACAAGGCCUCUUUGUGGCGCCGGUGCAACUCGUGGCCGUUCGGCGUUUUGGGACAAACCAAACUUUCUUGAACAAUCUGAGUCUGUCGAAGCAAUCCCGAGCAUGUUCCGUGGCGCGGCGUACCGCAGCCUUGUUCACUGACGUUUCAAGGUUACAUGUAAUAUAUAUCAAUGUUAGAGCAAUAUACCGCGUUUGUAAUACCCCUCCCCCGUCAGACCGGGACACGAGCAGCAGGAGAAAAUCCCGCAGAGAGGUCGGAGCAGCACGGCUCUCUGUGAGGAUUUUUGUCUUCCUGAAGCAGAACCCAAAGCUGCACCGAGUCCUGCUCUGGACCAGAACUUACCCACAACUUUGUUUCUUUCACGUUGCUUUGAUCUGCUCUCGUCAGCAGCCAACGCAUUAAGCUCCGCCCACGUCUCUCUGCUCCGCUCUCUGUGAGGAACAAGACAGUAUUUGGCUUUUGACAGUGUUUUCCCCUUGUGGGGUGGGAGGAGUUAAGGGAGGAGUCAUAUAGAUAGACCACACCCACUUAUCCCCUUCAUAGCAAAAAAUAGAAGAGAUGCUAAAACCCUCUUCUCCCUGUUCUCCUUCUUCUUAUUGUUGUUGUUCUUCUUGAUGCGAUCAUUUCCCUGACUGUGAAAUCAAACCCUGACCUGAACCCGGAUGGAAACGCGUCACACAAAGUGAUCGAACCAACAGAAAAAUGUGGAAUAAGAGGUGAUGAUGAUCAUGUAAUAGCAAUGAUUCAAAGAAGUACAAAAGGAGUUAUGUUAUCAUAAAUAAUUGUAGUAAUAUUGAAUGCUCGCAAUUUUGUCAAACUGAAACUUGAUUCUUUGUGUUCUGUAAUUACUGUAAAUACGUUCAGAGAAAAAAUGACUUGCAUGUCUAUGUAUAAAUCUACUGAGAUAUCUAUUCCAGUCAAAGUUGA
Messenger RNA from Oryzias melastigma (Indian medaka), 5665 nucleotides. RefSeq names its product syntaxin 1B (gene stx1b). Gene Ontology annotation, molecular function: SNAP receptor activity; SNARE binding. The transcript has 10 exons. Gene Ontology annotation, biological process: intracellular protein transport; exocytic insertion of neurotransmitter receptor to postsynaptic membrane; vesicle fusion. The record is from RefSeq and is a predicted model, not a curated record. Lineage: Eukaryota; Metazoa; Chordata; Actinopteri; Beloniformes; Adrianichthyidae. Gene Ontology annotation, cellular component: endomembrane system; plasma membrane; SNARE complex. Bases 312 to 1178 code for a protein of 288 amino acids.